CUCGUGUCUCCUCCCCAAAGCUGGAAAGUGUUGUGCAUCCACCACCUGCAUCUGCCUCUCAACACUCUCCUCUGACACUCUCCCUUCCGACAGUGCUGGAAGGUCACCUUUGAUCACAGCUCAUUCGUUUGCUGCUGUUCUUGCUUCUUGGAAAUUCCUUGCCAGACUGUCGUUUCCCGCGUUUAAUUGUCACCAAAGCAUUCCGCUUUCUGCAAGUGCUGCGUCGAACGCGUGUGCAUCUUGCCACUUUGACGACUACCAACUUUCACAUCAGCUCUUGUGGCGAUAAUUUGUGCUUUGGAUCAGGCCUCCUCAUCAUUCAGACCAUCAUAUUUGCUACCAUCAACAUCGAUAUCUCAAAAUGAAGUUCUCAAUCGCGUCUUCGCUAUUGGUUGCUACCAACUUCCUUUCUCACUUCGCCCAUGCGAUUCCGACCAUUCAAGCCAAGGGUGCCAAAUUUUUUACCAGCGAUGGAAAGCAGUUUUACAUCAAAGGAAUCGCUUAUCAACUUACCAACGAUGACCCCCUGGCCGAUGGUGACCAAUGUCAAUUGGACGUGAACCUUAUGAAGACUUUGGGCACCAACGCGAUCCGCGUCUACCACGUCGACCCUGCUGCGAAUCACGAUGUUUGCAUGAACGCCCUUGCUGAUGCCGGCAUCUAUGUCUUCUUGGAUGUUGACACCUUCGACACCUACAUCAUUGGCAAAAGUCCCUCCUGGACCGAGUCUCAAUUCAACAGCUAUUCAGCUGUCAUCGACACCUUCCACAAGUACGACAACGUCGCUGGUUUCUUUGUUGGCAACGAGAUCAUGAACUCGGGCCCCGAGAGCAUUGCUGCCCCUUACGUCAAGGCUGCUGCCCGUGACCUCAAGGCCUAUAGCGCUAAGAAGGGCUACCGCAAGAUCCCGAUCGGUUAUUCUGCCUCUGACAUUCCUGAUCUUCGGCCGAAUCUUCAGAAUUACCUCGCGUGUGGCAGUGACCCUGCGAACGCGGUCGACUUCUUCAGUCUCAAUGCUUACGAAUGGUGCGGCGAGCAGACCUUCAAAAGCAGUGGCUACGUUAAUCUCCAGGCUAUGGCCCAAGGCUAUAACAUCCCAAUCUUCUUCUCUGAAGUCGGCUGCAAUACUGUCAAGCCGCGCACAUUCGGCGACCAGUCCGCUAUUCUCGGUCCGGACAUGUACGACACCUGGUCGGGCACCAUGAUCUACGAGUGGAUCGAGGAGACCAACGAUUAUGGUUUGAUUUCCUACGGCCCACCCGCGCCGACCGGUGGCACCAACGUCGUCGAUGGCUACACGCGCCGCGGCACUCCGACCCCGGUGCAGCCCGAUUUCAACAACCUCAAGUCUCAGUGGCAGACACUUUCUCCAACCGGCGUCGCCCUCAGCGCUUACACCCCGUCGUUGUCUCCUCCUGCAUGCCCUUCGUUCACCGCCGGCUCUUGGCUGGUUAGCGGCGAUGUGCCGCUGCCUACACUCGGCCAGGUUUUCCUGAACCAGGCUGGUGAACGUCCCAUCACCACGAGUGGAACAGGCAGUACCGCGACCACGUCGCCGAAAUCCGGCACGGGGUCCAGCUCAGGACUUACCACUUCAAAGACUUCGGGUAGCAUGGGUACCACCGGCGCCGCUGCAGCCACAACGACUCCAUCGACAGGAGGUGCCUCAAGUCGCAGCUCCGUUAUCAUUCCUGGAAGCUUUACCGCAGCCCUCGGAGGCCUGGUUGGUGCAUUUGUCUUUGGUGCGGCAGUGCUGUUGUAGAUGUUUCUGGCUAGCCACUCUGCUCCUUGCUUUGGAUGCAGGAUUUGCUUGCUUGUGGUUCCUUUCGAGCUUGAUCUUUGGCUUCGGCAGUCUGUCGUGUUCAAGCACAGGAAGCGCCAGGAUCAGGAGAGUCAUCUCGUCUUUCUAAUUCCGUUUUUCUUUUCUUGGAUCAUUCUUCGACCUGUGUGGUGACUGAAGGAUUAUAGACAUCUUGCAUGGUUUUGGGAUGGGAAGCACCUGUCAUGUACAUCAAGAGUGCUACGAAUAUACAUGCUUAUUACAAACCAACACGUUAAUU
Molecule: messenger RNA, 2060 nt
Organism: Dissoconium aciculare CBS 342.82
Lineage: Eukaryota; Fungi; Ascomycota; Dothideomycetes; Mycosphaerellales; Dissoconiaceae
Product: glycoside hydrolase family 72 protein
Exons: 1
Coding region: 362-1762 (466 amino acids)
Biological process (GO): fungal-type cell wall (1->3)-beta-D-glucan biosynthetic process
Cellular component (GO): fungal-type cell wall; cytoplasm
Molecular function (GO): 1,3-beta-glucanosyltransferase activity
Source: RefSeq, a predicted model, not a curated record